AUGAACGAAAAGGCAGAACUAAUCUUGGUGCCAUGCCACUCAAUAUGGAAGUCCUCAAUACAACCCAGUGAUAGAUCAUUUAAUUUGGGUCAAUCAGCUGAAUACUGGCAUUUAGCACCUUUUCAGUACGAGGGUAAUGAUCAUUUGGCAUUCAUCAAACACGGCCUAACAGCAAUCAAACUACUUCUGCAAACAACACAUGCCGCUACUGUUAUAUUCAGUGGGUCUCAAACGAAAAAGGAAGCAGGCGCUAUAUCUGAGGCACAAAGCUACUAUUUUUUAUUUGAAAGGCUGAUCAGAUAUGUAAUGAGCAAUAAUGACAUUGAAGUUCCAAACUUUGAUGACGAUCUGUGUUCUUUAUUGAAAGAGAUCAAAAACCUGCUAAUAAGUCAAAGUGUAGAUAUUGAUGAAAUGUUUUAUGGUGGUUCAAUCACUACUGAAGAGUUCUCGCUAGACUCAUUUGAUAAUUUAGUUUAUUCCAUAUAUAGGUUCGAAGAAGUCAAUAAAAAAUUUCCACAGAAAAUAACUAUAAUUGGGUUUGCGUUCAAAAUGUCAAGAUUCAUCAGCUGUCAUGCCAAGGCCAUUGACUACCCACAAUCAAACAUAACCUACGUAGGAAUUGAUCCUAAACCAAUAAACUACAACCAAAAACAACUUUCAGAAUAUUAUAAUGAUCUGGUACAAAUGGAAAACAAAAAUGCACUAAGCUUGUUUUCAUCAGAUUGGUACGCUACUAAGGAUAGAUUACUCACUAAGAAGAGAUCUCGUAACCCAUUCAAAAGAACUGCACCAUACGCUCAGAAUAUUCUCUUCAAAGGAAACGGUACGUGGAUCGAGGAUGACGAGAAAUAUUUUGAGAGGAACAUAAAGAACAAAAUGCCGUGGUCAUUACCAAGAAAAUAA
Molecule: messenger RNA, 903 nt
Organism: Saccharomyces paradoxus
Lineage: Eukaryota; Fungi; Ascomycota; Saccharomycetes; Saccharomycetales; Saccharomycetaceae
Exons: 1
Coding region: 1-903 (300 amino acids)
Cellular component (GO): cytoplasm
Source: RefSeq, a predicted model, not a curated record